CUUGGAAGGAAUGUGUCCAGUUUAAUAUUUCGAUCCAGUGCAGGUAGAUUCUCAGAUUGAAAAUGACACAAUAAACCGAUUAAGGCAAACGAGUAAAAGCAGCCAAUCCGCUGCUUUGCUGCUCGAUUGCGUAUUGAUUCGGGUUGGAUCGUCCCUGUUGGCCGCCGGGCUGCUCUCAUCAAUCUCAGCCACACUCGGUACCUAUGUCUGUGUGGAGCUUCACUCCAUGGAUCUUUUACUUUGAGAGAACGGACCUGUGCAUUAAAACAUUAUUUUCCCCUCUAAUUAAUCUCCGCUGCUUGUGAAUGUAACGUGGAUUCGACGCGACGUGGAGCGAAGGGAGAGAUUUUUAAACAUUGGCGAGAGUUUGGCGAAAAAGUGCAACUCGCGGCGCGCUUCUGCUGCUGGACUUCAUCUCAGAGAAAAAACACAAAGCUGCUGCUGUGACCUUUAUUUUUCAUCUACAAUGGCAAGAGAUGAGCACGCUGCGGUGCCACAAUAAAGGAAUAGUUCAGUAGUGACACAACAAUCAACAGGAUCAUCUCCGGGAUCGAUCGACGAGGCUGAUUGAGGAGAGUAAAGCUCAAGUCUCUAAACUGGAUCCUACUGCGAGCAUCGAUUAACGGAUUUGACUGAUCACCUUCACACGUUUAACACCCUCAGAGGGAGAAGAUGCCGUUCCACCAUGUGACGGCGGGGCUGCUCUACAAGGGGAACUACCUGAGCCGCUCGCUGUCCGACAGUGACAGUGAUGUGUUGGCCAGCAUCUCUGUUGAGGAGCUCGAUGAGAUCCGGGAGGCGUUUAAGGUGCUGGAUCGUGAUGGAAAUGGGUUCAUUUCCAAACAGGAGCUGGGUAUGGCCAUGCGGUCUCUGGGGUACAUGCCCAGUGAAGUGGAGCUGGCCAUCAUCAUGCAGAGACUAGACAUGGAUGGUGACGGGCAGGUUGAUUUCGAAGAGUUCAUGACAAUUCUCGGUCCAAAGCUCUUGUCAUCUGAGACGAGAGAAGGCUUCCUCGGCAGCACAAUAGAUACCAUCUUCUGGCAGUUUGACAUGCAGAGGAUCACCCUGGAGGAGCUGAAACACAUCCUGUUCUACGCCUUCCGUGACCAUCUGACCAUGAAGGACAUCGAGAACAUCAUCAUCAACGAGGAAGAAAGCCUGAAGGAAAACUCCGGGAACUGUCAGACGGAGUUUGAGGGAGUUCAUCCCUCAAAGAAGAACCGUCAGACGUGCGUGAGGAAGAGCCUCAUCUGCGCCUUCGCCAUGGCGUUCAUCAUCAGCGUCAUGCUCAUCGCAGCCAAUCAGAUGCUGAGGAACGGCAUGGAGUAGCCGUGGCCACUGUGACCUGGGAACAAGCCAGCCUGCAUGUGCAUGCCAGUGGGUGAGCUCAUGUCCCUGCUGAUAGGAAAAAAACUGCAGAGAAGGAACAACAUUUAAAAUAACCAUCAAUGAAACCUGUUUUUAAACUUGUUUAUAGUUUGUUUUUUUUCUUCGAACAAGGGGCACGUCUCCAACCCAAUGUCUAGUAAAACCAUGAAGCCAGCAUGAGGAGUCAUGCAGGACUCCUCCCCUUUACUCCGACAGGGACACUCAAGGGCUGACAUUACACGCUGUCGUCUCUGUUUCCCUGAUGCAAUAAAAAAAAAUGUUAAAAAUAAUAAUAAUGAGUGCAGGAGUUAAGAGCUGCUGGCUAUUUCCAGCAGACGAGAUGUGUCUGCUGAUCCGUCACCCACCAGGAGUCUGAUGAGCCACCAGGGCUGCAGUCUGGACCCCAACAGGGAACCAGAAGAAGGAACCUUUGCCCUCUUAUUGCAGUUUCUGAAAGGCAAAGCUCACCACCGCUGAAGCAGAAGAUCUAUACGCAUCAGGCCGGAGGAGCUCCUCGAGGUGCUACGAUACUUUCAACUUCUGUGAGCUGCUAUGAGGUGCUGGCAUCACUUCAUCAGCCAAGCAAUGAAAAUCCUAAAUGGUAACUCCAGGCUUGUGUUUUGCCAUGAAUGAACACGAAAGCUCGAAAAAUAUGGUUUUGGAUAACUUCUUCCUCCUUGACACUGAUGGGUGAACACGGCGCAGAGUGCAAGGAAUCGGAAAAAAUCCACCCUUUAAUGCUUUCACACUACAUAUAUCAUAUUAUAUAUCCUCUGUCUGUGGUGUUCAGUGGUCUUUUUGGUCUCUUGGUUUGUUUUAUGUUCCUGCAUUUCCUAAAAUUACCUUGUACAUCCUCUAGACUAAUGUCAGCACAUCACAUUCAGCAGUUUCUCAAUAUGUAGGUGAGACGAAUGAGGAUAAUAGUAACAGCAAAAUGGUUUCAAGUUGAGAAAACAUGAAUCGCAUCUUCUAAUCUGAUUAUAGUAAAUCUUGUGGCUUAGAUAACAGAGUUCCUACCUGCAUCAAUUUCCUGAUGGGGUUUUACUAUUUUAUCAUGAGGGACUGGUACAAAAACCCUAACGUGAGGUUUUAAAUACCUGAGCAUUUUUCUGCUCUCAAACUCAGCUGGAAAUAAAUGUGAUGUGACAUCUUCAAGGUUUCACCACUAGUGCUUGAGAAAAAUGCCCCAAACUGUAAAAUUAGGAAUAGAAGGCACAUCACUACCAACGGAGGAGCUCUGAACAGUGUUGAAGUCUUUUAGGGUGGAUUUUUUUGUUGUAGUUUUAUCCUUCCAGUUAUCACAAAUCAAGUUAAUGAAUUAGAACUUCAUGCUGUGAAACGCUGCAUCCCUGCUUCCUCUUCAGAUUGUUCAACAGUUCUAAAAAAUCUUGUUUUAAUUUGACUUUUUUGUUGGUUUUGACAUUUCUACAGAUACACACUACUGUUCAAAAAUUUGGGGUCACUUAGAAAUGUCCUUAUUGUUGAAAGAAAAGCAGUUUUUUUCAAUGAACAUUAAAUUAAUCUGAAAUCCAGUCUAGACAUUGUUAAUGUGGUAAAUGACUAUUCUAGCUGGAAACAGCUGAUUUUUAAUGGAAUAUCUCCAUAGAGGUACAGAGGAACAUUUCCAGCAACCAUCACUCCUGUGUUCUAAUGCUACAUUGUGUUAACUAAUGGUGUUGAAAGGCUCAUUGAUGAUUAGAAAACCCUUGUGCAGUUAUGUUAGCACAUGGAUAAAAGUGGGAGUUUUCAUGGAAAACAUGAAAUUGUCUGGGUGACCCCAAACUUUUGAACCGUAGUGUAGCUGUAAUGAAAGGGUAUGUAAAGUUAAAGCACACUUAAAUUCAUUAAGUGUUUCAUCAACGUUUCAUUUCUUUUUCUUGCAUUUUCCUCAAAAUCUUCAUCCAUCCAGGUGACUGUUGAGUUUAAUGGAUUUUUUUGACCAUCCUGCAACCAAUGAGCAACUAAAAUGAUUAGGUAACUGUUUUGAUAAUUCCUUAAUGUUCAUUCUGUCUAUAAAUUUCAAUAUCAAAACUCAAUAUUUGACUGCACUGAAUACUUUUCGAUUUCAAUCUAUAGAAAUCACCUUGGAUUCAAGACAUUUAUUAUGAUUUUCUGACACCUUGUAAAACAAAUGUAAUUAUUUCAUUAAGGAAAAAAAUCUGCAGAUGAAUUUAUACUGAAAAUCUUUGUUAGUUGCAUCCCUUUAGUUGCUAUGAAGGAGUGUAGUUAUAUACACACAGCAUCUACUGUAGGUGCACUGCCUGGUAUAGGAUAUAAAACUCAAUUUUGAAGCCUUUUUAUGUUGUAUGAUAGAGGCCAUGUGUAGACCGUAGAUAAGGAGAUCACAUCCCUCCACAUUUAAAAAAACUUGCAGUACAACUAACUGUGCAAUAAGUCACAGGGUGUCCAAACUUUCUCACAGCGCUCAGUAAUUUACAGACCUGACACACUGAAUGCCCUCUGAGGUCGGCUCUCAACUCCUGCACUGACUUUCAUCUCGUUAAACCCCACCAGGGGGUCACAAGCACCCAUAUUAUCAAGUGCAUGCGAUCAAGUCAGUGUCUCCUGUAAAUACUGUAACCACGUCUCCAGUGUCUCCAGUGUCUGUUGAGGUGUACAGUAUCUGUGUGUGUGCAUGAGUGUCGGUGCUCUCUGCUCACUCGGGUUCAGAGGUGCAGAGAAGGAGCUCAGCAGACAGACAGACAGACAGACAGACAGACGGGCGGCUGCUUUAUCACAAACAUGACAGACGCAGGCGGUUUAGGCCCUUUCUGUUUCCUCUCAGCCCUCUUGCCAAAGCCAUAGAACUCCGCAGAGACCAGCCGGACAACACAGUAUUGAUGUUUUUCCCUGUUCCCACAUGGAAACACAAGAUCAAACGGGCAUUUUCUGGCAGAAAUAUGUGUAUCAUGUAGGACCUGGUUUGUUCCUGUUAUUGUUUUUUUUUGCACUGUACCUGUCAUCCAUUCCAAUUAAGUGACAAGAGGGGUUUUAGGUUUGUGCAAUAGUGCCAUCUAGAGGUGAAGUGAGCUCACAUCUUUCCAUGCUGUUGUCCAUCACAGUGUUCUGUGUGUUUCUCACUCUUUUAACCCUUUGAUGCAUAACCUGGGUCAAAAGUGACCCAAAUCCAAUGAAAAAUGGGUAUCUCCUGAUGUGGUCUACGCAUCAAAGGGUUAAACACUAUGGGAAUGGGUUGUCUGGCAGGACUCAGCAUUAUAUUCACAAUGUCUGGAAAUUGUUGAUAUUAAAUGUUAAAAUAUGAGGAUUUUUAUCUAUAAUGUAUAGGUUGAAGUUGAUCUACCGACACUGCAGGUAGAGAAACACUUGUAUGCGAAACACGUAUUUAAACAGUGUAUUUAUUAGGAAUAGAUUUCUUGCCUAUGGCAGAAAAAGUCAUUUUGAACCUGUAAAAGGUUUCAUUCAUAGAUGAUUUCUAAAUAUUACAUUUUGAAGACUGGAUACAAAGCACUUGUGCAAAAGCAGUCUUGAAAACCUUGUAGGUCACACUGGUUUUGAUUAAAAUUUGCUUAAUUUUUUUAUUUUUAAUCUGUCGAUCCUGCAGUAUUGGUGUAAAUUUCCUACCAAACUCACAACCAGUCACUGCUGGAAAAAUGUUUUAUCAUUAAUUUGCUAUUUGACAAGAACUUUGUCUUUUAACUUUUGCUUUUAUUUGAUAUUUUUGGGGAAUUUUUAGUUCCAGUUACUGUUUUUGCAGUUUGGCUGUAAUUGAAUUGUCCCCGCCCCUGCAGAAUGAUUGCAUGUCUCGAUCACUGAAGUAGAGUUUUGUUAUGGAGGGGAAAUGCACAGCGUCUCUUCAGUAGCAUGGCGGUUGGAUCCCAUAAUUUGUUUUUUUCUUUUAUUUGAUUAUGUAACUUUGUACAUAGCUAAUAAGACAAUAUAUCUAUUAGACAAGCACAUACUAUACAUACUUUGCACGUGCAAUAUUUAAACAUGUAGACUAGAGAGUGACUUUCAGUUGUGCUAUUUAUUAAAGGCAUAAUAAUUAUGGACUUGUAAAUAUGGUAAUCUGUACAAAAGUCAAAGGAUUAAGAACUGUUGCAAUAAAAAUAGUGUUUUUUAAA
Messenger RNA from Amphiprion ocellaris (clown anemonefish), 5450 nucleotides. RefSeq names its product calneuron 1 (gene caln1). The record is from RefSeq and is a predicted model, not a curated record. Lineage: Eukaryota; Metazoa; Chordata; Actinopteri; Pomacentridae. The transcript has 6 exons. Bases 673 to 1329 code for a protein of 218 amino acids. Gene Ontology annotation, molecular function: calcium ion binding.